CUCCGAUCGACUAGCCGGCGUUGGAAGCCACGCCACCGCCGCCGCCAUGAUCGCCACGGCGGCGCUGCCGCCCGCCGCGCGCUCGGCGGAGGCGCUCGCCGCGGAGGUCGGCGGCCACGCCCACGCGGCGGCGGACGAGCUGCGGGGGCUCGCGCGGAGGCUCGACGCCGUGGGGGCGGCCGCGGCGGGGGCCGAGGCGAGGGAGGCCCGCGACGCCGGCGCCAGGGCGUGGCUGCGGGAGAUUCUCGACGCGCUGUACGAGCUCGGGGACGCCCGCGACGACUUCCGCCGCGCCGCGGACGCCGCCGCCAGGCCCAGGAGGCAGCAGGAGGAGGGACGGAGAUCGUUUCUCCACUGGUUUACGAUACCACCAAACCUUUAUGGGAUGCGAUACAAGACUUUAAAAACCAGUAUCAACAGUCUGAAUAUGAAAAUGGAUGGCAUUUUACAGAAGGGCUCUGAAUUAGGUCUUCUACCAAUCGAUCAGGAGAUCCUGAAUGAAAGGUCUGAAAUCUCUUUGGAAGUGAUACCUGAUGAUUACAUUGUGGGUGACAUUGAAAAUGAAGCAAACAAAUUGAUUGAUAUAUUGACAGACAGGAAAAGUGCGAAGACACUUGUUGCCAUAGUUGGUGGUAGUGGAACAGGCAAAACUACACUGGCAUGGAAGAUACAUGAUGAUCAUCGCACAAGAAAUGCUUUUGGUAUGAUCGUGUGGGUUAGUGUUUUCAAUGACUUUGAUGAUAUUGGAUUGUUGUCUGCAAUUGUAACUGCUGCUGGCGGAAAUCCUAAAGAAGCAAAAAACAGGACGCAGCUUGAGUUAAUGCUGGCUUCCAUGCUUAAAGGAAAGAGAUUCUUGCUGGUGCUUGAUGAUGUGCGGGGUCAUCAAAUUGAAGAAAAUUCCCUAGAAGCUCAUUGGCAUGUUUGUGGUCAUGGAAGUAGAAUUUUGAUCACUACUCGAGAUGAGAAUGUUGCAACAAAACUAAAUGCUUCUUACAUCCACCAGGUAAAGGAAUUGAGUUUUCAGAACUGUUGGUCCCUGCUUUGCUGUAAUGCAUGCCUUGAUGAGAACCUUCAUGGAAACACUUUAAGGAAUAUAGGGAUAAUGAUUAUCCAAAAGUGUAAGAAGAUUCCAAUGGCUGUUAAGAUUAUCGGCGCUGUUCUAAGAAGAAAGGAGCAAACCCAAGAAUCCUGGCAGAGAGUUUAUGAGUUUGAAGGAUGGUCUUUUGAUGACCUUCGGGGUGAUGUUCAAGGCUUAACUGGGGCCAUAUAUUUGGGCUACCAUGAUUUGCCGUCUCAUCUGAAACAAUGUCUUCUUUAUUUAUCACUCUUUCCUGAAGGCUCUACCAUCAGGCAGCAGUUUGUUACUCAACUGUGGAUUUCAGAAGGUUUGAUUGAUCGACAAGAUGACUGUAGUGCUGAAAAGAUCGCAGAGGAGUAUUAUGAGGAGUUGAUAUCAAGAAAUUUUCUGCAGCUGGAGACUGGAAAUCGCGAUAUAACUAGGUGCACAAUGCAUGAUCAAAUUAGAUCCUUUUUGCAGUUCUUUGUUAAAGAUAAAAUUUGCUCUGGUGAAGUGAAACCUGGCACCAAUGGAACUUCUAGUGAAGGACUGAGACAUGUGUGGAUUAGCGGCACCAGUACAACAACUAACCUCGAAGAAACUGUGACCAGCUUGAAGACAGUUAUUCUCUACAAGAACCCAUUGAGAAAUCAAGGGUUAGACAAGCUAUUUAAGGGGCUCAAAUAUUUGCAUGUGCUGGACCUUGGUGGUACUGAAAUUAGGUACAUCCCAAGGACACUGGAAUUUCUUGUUCACCUUAGGCUCCUAAAUCUUUCAUUAACCCGAAUUACAGAACUUCCAGAGUCCAUUAGUUAUCUCAGAAAUCUACAAUUCUUGGGUCUCCGGUACUGCAAUUGGCUACACACCCUUCCGAAGGGAAUUGGCAACUUGCAUAGAUUACAAACUCUCGAUCUUCGAGGGACUAGUUUGCAUCAAGUCCUGCCAAGUUUGGUAAAUCUGAAGCAGCUCUCUACGCUGCACGGUUUCACAGUAAAUCGAACACCCAUACCUGAGGAUGAUCCGAGUGGGUGGCCUCUUGAAAACCUAAAAGAUUUGAAUGCAUUGAGAAGCCUGCAGAUACUGAAGAUGGAAAAAGUAUCAGACUUUUCAAGGGUGAAAGAAGCAAUGCUAGAGAUGAAAUCUCAACUUAAGGACCUUGAAAUAUGUUGUAGCAAUGAUGAUAGACUGGCUGAAGCACGAGAGGAUGAUUCUAGGACGCUGAAACAGAUAUUUGAUUCACUUUCUCCUCCACAGUGUCUGAAAUCUCUCAAAAUAGUGAGCUAUUAUGCAAGACACUUUCCCAAUUGGCUUCCUUGCCUCACAAAUCUCCAGCGGCUUGUUCUUAGUGAUUGCAAAUUCUGUGAGCAUAUGCCUGACCUGUCCAAGCUAAAUCAACUGAAGUUCCUUACCAUAACUGGAUGCUCUAAGUUGCUUACAGUGGAGCAAGAGUCCACAGGUGUCACACAGGCAUUUCCCAAGUUGGAGCAGUUGCACCUCAAAGAUAUGCCAAAGCUAGUAUCAUGGAUAGGAUUUGCAUCUGGUGAUAUGCCCUCCCUUGUGAAAUUUUGUCUCGAAAGUUGUCCCAAGUUGAAGUGUCUCCCAGAAGGCCUCAAGUACUCCAGAGUCCUAAGAAGUGUGCAAAUACGACAUGCUGAUAGCCUUGAGGUCAUUCAGGACUUACCUGUGCUAAAAGAAUUGAAUGUCCAAGCCUGCAAUGAGCUCAAGAUAGUCUCAAACCUUCCAUUACUCGAAGUGUUAACAAUCCGCAGAUGCCCUAGAUUGGAUGAUGUCAGUGGUGUUCACUAUCUAAGUCAUGUCUGCAUCACAGAUAAAGAACUGAGGAAAUUACCAGAUUGGUUGUCAAUACAUGCACCAGUGCUUCAGACAUUCAAUAUAGUCGGCGUAUCAGAAUUGCUUGAUAGAUUACUUCCCAAUGGUGAAGACUGGGAAAUCAUUCGUCAAAUUGACAAAGUUUAUGCUAACUUACUUGAUGAAUCACCAUUCUUCACUUACACAAAGAGCUCUGGUGAUUUCCAUGUCGAUCAAAGAAUUGGAGAAAUAAACAAACCACCUGUUGUGUUAGGACAUGGAACUGCAGUCGGAGGCUUGAGCAUUCCUGAUCACUCUGUUGAGAUAAGCUCUCAAAUUGGUGUGUCUAGAGUACCUAUGAACCGAAUAUCCACACUGAGGUGGGUCGUAAGGAGUUACCUUGUUCCGUACCUUAUCAUGGUUAUGGUUGUUAUGCAAUUUCUUUCGUAUUAUCUACACAACAGGUCAACUAGGGAGAUCUGGCUGGUUCAGACCCUUUUCAUCUUCUUCGCGACAGUGUUUUUGCUUCUGCUUGUAUUUCUGGACUGAUGGUUUUCUCCUACCAAAAUUGGAGAGAUGAGACCAGUGAAGAAACAGAGUUUUUUUUUCUACCAUAAUUGGGAAAAUGAGACAGCUGGCCCAAGAGACAGAUAGUUACAAUGAACUUCAUAAUAGUGGGCAUAAUCAUGUAUCUCCUACAGUUGGGGGUGUGCUGCAAUUGAUUCAUGCUUGCUUGGUGGAAGGAAACAAUGAAAACAGUGCCUUCAACAACAAAAAUCAAGAGAAAUGUUGCCUCAAAUAUUGAAGUUGUGAUGUGAGAUUUGUUAAUAAAAGGGUGCAAUAUCUUAUUGUCAUUCUUAAAUGAGCCAAGAAAAACAGAUUCUGCCAGCCUCUCGCAGUUGGUUUGAUUAGUUGUAUACUUGUAUUGUAUUGUUGUAUGCACAGUUUAGGUUAUAGUGCUCUUUCAUAUAUAGUUUGUAGUGUUUGACUUGCCCUUUUUCAAAGAGAUCAUAGGGGGUUGUGAUGCCUACAGAAAUUGAUUUGUUUUGUUUAGGGCACAGAAAUUGAUUUGUUGUAUAUUUGUAUACAAAAAUAAGGGUGAAUAAACAAUUUGUUCCUCCCAAGUUUAGCUCAGGGAUGAAUUUGGUCUCACAUAUUUGGACAAAAUAGAGCAUUAAGAGUCAAAUUGACUAUGGUGCAAAACUUAGGGGGGAAUAAAUUAGCCAUUCUCCCUAAAAAUAAAACAAAACCAUGGAGAGCCUUGCAAUUAA
This is a messenger RNA of Oryza sativa Japonica Group (Japanese rice), 4137 nucleotides long. RefSeq names its product disease resistance protein RGA2. The record is from RefSeq and is a predicted model, not a curated record. Gene Ontology annotation, biological process: defense response to other organism. Gene Ontology annotation, molecular function: ADP binding. Lineage: Eukaryota; Viridiplantae; Streptophyta; Magnoliopsida; Poales; Poaceae.